AACUUUGCUCAAUUUAUUCAAAUUUGUUGUUGGAUAAAGUAAACUGUAAGACUCGCCAUUUUCAAACAAACAAACUCCACUCUUUCAAGUUUCAGCUACUUUAGGACACUCAACAAAAUGGAGAGAGCAACACCUGUACGGAAACCCAAUACCUCUACCGCCGAUCUGCUCACCUGGUCGGAAGCUCCGCCGUCGAACAACUCAUCCGCCGCCUCCGGUGCUCGUUCUCAUCAGCCUUCUGAUGGAAUCAGUAAGGUGUUGUUUGGAGGUCAAAUUACUCAAGAGGAAGCUGAAAGCUUGAACAAACGGAAACCAUGUUCAGGGUACAAACUGAAGGAGAUGAGUGGCAGCAAAAUCUUUUCUGCUGAUGGUGAAGAUGAUGCAUCUGAAGCAGGAGCUGUUAAUGGUAACUUUAACAACAGGACAUCUGUACGCAUUGUUCAGCAAGCUGCAAAUGGGAUAAGCCAGAUCUCAUUCAGUACUGAAGAAAGGAUCUCCCCGAAGAAACCUAUCACUCUUACAGAAGUGGCAAAGCAGAGAGAGUUGAGUGGAACACUAGAAAUUGAUUCAGAUAGCAACAUGAAGAAGCAGCUGUCAGAUGCAAAGAGCAAGGAACUCAGUGGAAAUGACAUCUUUGGCCCUCCUGCAGAAAUUCCUCCGAGAUCUUUGGCUGCUUCCCGAUGCAUAGAGUUAAAAGAAAGCAAAGACAUGGGUGAACCUGCUCCACGAGUUGUACGUACAUCUGUCAAGGUUUCUAAUCCUGCUGGUGGUCAAAGCAAUAUUUUGUUUGGUGAUGAACCUGUUGUCAACACAGUAAAGAAAAUACAUAACCAGAAAUUUGCAGAGUUGACCGGCAAUGACAUUUUCAAGGGAGACGUUCCUCCUGGAUCUGCAGAAAAGCCACUGAGCAGAGCAAAGCUGAGAGAAAUGAGUGGAAAUGAUAUUUUUUCUGAUGGAAAAGUUGAAUCCAGAGAUUACUUUGGUGGCGUGCGCAAACCACCAGGCGGAGAAAGCAGCAUCGCGCUAGUUUAGAUAAAUGCCAUCAAACUGCUUUCAUAUUGUUUGACCUGUAGUGUUCCUGCAACAUUUCACUUCUAAUGUUUCAUGAGAUUUAGAACUGAGGGUUGUAGAUUAUGUGUUUAACCAUGUUAUAUGGACAACUUCCAAACUAUAAUUUACAUCAACUUGAAAGAUUUGCCUAAAA
This is a messenger RNA of Solanum dulcamara, 1204 nucleotides long. RefSeq lists its product as uncharacterized. Bases 118 to 1032 code for a protein of 304 amino acids. The transcript is spliced from 5 exons. NCBI's taxonomy places the organism in Eukaryota, Viridiplantae, Streptophyta, Magnoliopsida, Solanales, Solanaceae. The record is from RefSeq and is a predicted model, not a curated record.